Messenger RNA from Galeopterus variegatus (Sunda flying lemur), 671 nucleotides. RefSeq names its product cyclin-dependent kinase inhibitor 2A (gene CDKN2A). The transcript has 4 exons. Gene Ontology annotation, molecular function: cyclin-dependent protein serine/threonine kinase inhibitor activity; protein kinase binding. The coding region runs from base 1 to 450 and encodes 149 amino acids. Gene Ontology annotation, cellular component: nucleus. Gene Ontology annotation, biological process: negative regulation of cell population proliferation; regulation of cyclin-dependent protein serine/threonine kinase activity. NCBI's taxonomy places the organism in Eukaryota, Metazoa, Chordata, Mammalia, Dermoptera, Cynocephalidae. The record is from RefSeq and is a predicted model, not a curated record.
AUGGAGUCCUCGGCAGACAGGCUGGCCACGGCGGCGGCCCGGGGUCGGGCGGAGGAGGUGCGGGCCCUGCUCGAGGCGGGGGCGCAGCCCAACGCGCCCAACCGCUGCGGUCGGAGCCCCAUUCAGGUCAUGAUGAUGGGCAGCACCCGCGUGGCCGAGCUGCUGCUCCUCCACGGCGCCGAGCCCAACUGCGCGGACCCUGCCACCCUCACCCGACCGGUGCACGACGCCGCCCGGGAGGGCUUCUUGGAAACGCUGGUGGCGCUGCACCGGGCCGGGGCGCGGCUGGACGUGCGCGACGCCUGGGGCCGCCUGCCCGUGGACCUGGCUGAGGAGCGGGGCCACCGCGACGUCGCCCGGUACCUGCGCGCGGCCGCAGGGGACACCGAAGGCGGCAGCCACGCCCGCACAGACGCUGCGGAAGGUCCCCCAGCAGACAGGCCAACUUAAAGAACUGCUGAGACCGUGAGGGACUUCAGGACACUUAAGAUCGCUGAUCAUCGAAGUUCCAGCACGGCUGAAACUUCCCCUAUCCCACCGAACUAUUUCCCGCUUUUUUAGUUCUGCCUUAGAAAAUAGCGCUUUUUAAAAAUGUGAGGAGCUGGUCGGUUAGUUCCGGUGGUUAGAGAGCGGUGUUAUAACACCAAGAUCCCUAUACCCUCCAACCACAA